Molecule: messenger RNA, 2201 nt
Organism: Gambusia affinis (western mosquitofish)
Lineage: Eukaryota; Metazoa; Chordata; Actinopteri; Cyprinodontiformes; Poeciliidae
Product: protein EFR3 homolog B-like
Exons: 17
Coding region: 54-1856 (600 amino acids)
Biological process (GO): protein localization to plasma membrane
Cellular component (GO): plasma membrane
Source: RefSeq, a predicted model, not a curated record
AGGAAGACGUGGAUCUGACCAAGCUGCAGGUCAACAUCUGGGAGCCGCGGCACAUGGAGCAGAUUGUCCCCGCCCUGCUGGUCAACCUGGAGCAGGGCGACAGCGGUUCUCCUGCUGAGCAGACGGAGGUGUGCUUCAGAGAGCUGCUGGGCCGAGCCGCAUACGGACACAUCAACAACGCCAUCCGACCCGUCCUCAUGCACCUGGACAGCCGCAGCCUGUGGGAAGGAGGAGGCUUUGCUGUUCGCUGCUUCCAGAUCAUCAUGUUCUCCAUCCAGUCCCAGCACUCCCACCUGGUCAUCCAGCAGCUGCUGGGUCACCUGGACGCCAACAGCAGGAGUCCGGCAUCCGUCCGGGCCGGGAUCGUGGAGGUUCUGUCUGAGGCAGCUGUGAUCGAAGCCACUGGAUCUGUAGGUCCCACCGUGUUGGAGGUGUUCAACACGUUGCUGCGGCAGCUCAGGCAGAGCGUCGACUACCAGCUGACUGGUUACUAUGACAACGCCAGAAAACACAAAACCACGUCGUUUCAUGAGAAAAUGCUGCAGGACGCCGUCAUCAAAACCAUCGGAUCCUUUGCCAACACACUUCCUGUCUACCAGAGGUCAGAGGUCAUGCUGUUCAUCAUGGGGAAAAUUCCAGUCCCGGGCAUCUACCCGGCCCUGGGCUCUCCGAACGCCGGGUUUGAAGGCAGCAGGAUGAUCCAGGUGAUGCUGCUGAAGUCUCUGCUGCAGGUUUCGGAGCGCUACGACAGCAGCAACCUGCUGACCGCGCUGCCCUCCUCCUUCCUGGAGCCGCUGCUGUCCUUCAUCCUGAUGGACGACCCGGAGAUCCGCCUGCUGGUUCUGUCCAUCCUCACCUCGCUCAUCGACCGCCGUCACAACGCAGCCAGGAUCACCGCCGUCAGUGUGACGUUUGACGUGUCGGUUCUGGAGCAGAAGGAGGACAGAUGCUCCCGACAGGACAACCUGUUCAUCAGGAAGCACGCCCAGCGGCUCUACAGACACGUCUUCCUGGCCUGUAAGGAGGAGUCCAACGGGCCGAGCCACUACCAGGCGCUCUUCAUCUUACUGGUUGUCCUCAGUGUGGAACUGGUCAGUGAGGAGGUUCUGGUGGACCUGAUCCGACUCAUCCUGGCUCUGCAGGAAAUGGGCGUGUCCAAUCAGGAGAGUCUGUCUGUUUUGAACCGCUGCAGUCUUCACGCCGUCUGCGCCGCCGCCCUCCACGUUCUGUCGCAGAUCGGCCCGCCGCCGCCCCUCCAUCAGCACGUCACUCAGGUCAUAGAGAGUCGACAGAAGGGGGCGCCACACCUGCUGCCUGAAAGCGUUUUGCGUGACCAACCCAGGAUCCCAAACGGGGAUCUGAAGGUGGACAAAGAUCUCCUGUUUGUCCAGUCCAAGAUCGGCGAGGCGCUGACAGGAAGCAGCUACAGCGCACAGUGUGAACGCCUCAACACGCCUUACACUCCUCAGCUGAUCGAUGAAGACCGUCUGUCCAGGAAGAUGAGUAUCGCAGACACCAUCUCCCUCCAGAUCGCCAUGGACCAGGAGUCCAGCGCUGAUCCUCAGAAACCUCAGACUGAGCAGAUCACCUUUGAGACGCUGAAGAACACCAUCGAGGAUAGAGGAGGCGUGGAGGAGGAGGAGAGGAGGAAGAGGAUGGAGGUGGUGGAGAGGUUUCAGACGGCUCCUUUUGAGGAAAUAGCAGCUCUCUGUGGAUCCAGGACGUCGCUGCUUCAGUCCAAACUGGACCGGGUCUUUGACCUGAUCGUCCGUCCUCCUCCGUCUCCGUCAGGACAGCCGUCUCAGCGCUCCACGCCCGUCUAUGAGAUGAAGUUUCCUGAUCUGUGUGUGUAUUAGAGGCCCAGCUGGAUAAUAAUGAAGCAUUUUAUGUAGCGGUAAAGAAAAGGAUCAUAAACAUGUUUCAUCUACAAGUAAUAUGUUUUUUCAGUGACUGUUUGGUUACUUUUAAAUGACAAAAUCUUUCUUUGCUAAUUUAUUAAAACAAUAAUGUCUGAUUAAAAAUUCUCAUAUAGUUUAUUAAGACCAUGAAUUCACAGUAAGAACAUGUUUGAUGUUUUAACCGUCUCUUCCUUGAUAUUUUGUAAAAUUAAAACUUUUUCCUGACCUUGUUAUCCAGUUAUUGUGUUGACAAUUAGUAGCAAAACAGAGUCUCUGUUUCUUAUAUAAGCAUCUAAACCUUCC